Capronia epimyces CBS 606.96 is the source of this 630-nucleotide messenger RNA. RefSeq lists its product as uncharacterized. Bases 1 to 630 code for a protein of 209 amino acids. NCBI's taxonomy places the organism in Eukaryota, Fungi, Ascomycota, Eurotiomycetes, Chaetothyriales, Herpotrichiellaceae. The transcript is spliced from 2 exons. The record is from RefSeq and is a predicted model, not a curated record.
AUGGUGGCUGUCGACUGUCGAAUUGGAGACUUUCUUGCCCAAGACAAACAUCACGCCAACAAGGGCUUCUAUAUGAAGCUUGAAGAUAUUGUACUAACUCUAGAGGGUGACGAGCCGACUGCCGAGAACAUCACCGCAUUCAUUACCAUCAAGUACGAGAAGAGGAUAAAGAAAUCCUACAAUCAUCGAACUCGACGAGUCGAAUCUUUCAAAGACGCAACCCUUACGACAGUCGAUCUUAUCCUGAUGCUCCUCGUACAUGGCCUCCGCCAUGGCCUAUUCAAAACCGGUGCUACUCUAGACCAAGUCUUGAUGGCCGCCAAAGCUCGUGGCGACCGUACACUUCGAUGGAAGUAUCCAGAGUACCCAUUUGUUCCCGCCAUGACUCAUCCUACGGCCGGAACCUUAACGCUCUCGACGCCUGCCAGGUACAAGAUGGCAUACAGUACAAUUCUCCGAAUGGGUGAUAUCUCGGGAUAUCUAUCACGCCUCCUCACCCACGAUAUCCGUCGAGGAGCCGCCAAAGAUCUCGUCCGACUGCCUAAGGAAAUCAUGAAGGCAUCCGACGCGGGUACUGCAAGAGCAUUGGGGCAUAACGAUAUCCGGUCAACCAGAUUCUACAAUAUAUAA